AUGCUUAAUAUCUUUAGCUUAAUCUGUAUCUGUCUUAAUUCUGUCCUUUAUUCGAACAGUUUUUUCUUUGCCAAAUUGCCUGAAGCUUAUGCGGUUUUCAAUCCAAUCGUAGAUGUUAUGCCUGUUAUACCUCUUUUCUUUUUUCUAUUAGCCUUUGUUUGGCAAGCUGCUGUAAGUUUUCGAUAA
Molecule: messenger RNA, 186 nt
Organism: Zingiber officinale
Lineage: Eukaryota; Viridiplantae; Streptophyta; Magnoliopsida; Zingiberales; Zingiberaceae
Source: the annotation of a RefSeq genome assembly